GCGUCAGCGCAUUCUGCCUCGCGGCCGCUCGCUCUCUCACUUCUACGCACUUCUUCGCGAGUCGCAGAGGCAGAACGCAGCGAAGUCCAGCAGAGUCCAGCACAGAGGAUCAGACUGUGACGGUGAUUUGAAGUGGCAAGGCCCGCGGCCCGCCGCUUGAUUCUUCAAGGGGGCAGGACUCAGAGCGACGCAGUGCGCAGAGCGGAUCAGACUGAGGUGGAUUUGAAGUGGCCAAGGCCCACGGUUCCCGGCUUGGUAACGCAGGAGCGUAGAGUGGACCAGACUGAAGGGGAUGUGAAGUUUCGAAACCCAAGACUCCCGGCUUGGAUUCUUCAAGGGGAGAGGACUCGGAGCGCAGGGAGGAUCAGACUGUGAAGGCGAUUUUGAAGUGGCAAGGCCCGCGGCUUGGGAAGGAGGAUGCAGAGCGGACGCAGAGCGCAGAAACUAUCAUCAGGCUGAAGGGAUCUGAAGUUGCGAGACUCAAGGCUUCCAGCUUGGUAAGUGGUGACAAACUAAGAAGUACUAUCAAGUCGAGGGCGUAACCACUUGCAAUUUUUCUGUGCAUAAGUUUCUUCAAGGAAGAAGGAAGACGCUGAGUGCAGCAGACAGCACCAGAGAGUGGAGACUGAGAAAGGGGAUCUGGAGAGGCGAGACCCACGGCGGCUCCUGGCUUGACGAAUUCAUGAGCGCCGCCAGUGAAAUCAAAACGAAGCAGAUCAAAAUGACUACUAUAGGAACAGCUUCGUCGCACCGACCUACUCUGACAGCAAAAAAAAUGUUCGAGUGCUCAGUUUGUAAAGAGAAGUUUAGUUCAAGUAGUAACCUUCGUGUGCACUUUCGGACCCACACGGGAGAAAAGCCAUUCGAGUGCUCAGUUUGUUUUAAGAAGUUCAGUCAAAGUGGAAGCCUUCGUCCACACCUUCGUACCCAUACAGGAGAAAAACCAUUCGAGUGCUCAGUUUGUUUUAAGAAGUUCAGUCAAAGUGGAAGCCUUCGUCCACACCUUCGUACCCAUACAGGAGAAAAACCAUUCGAGUGCUCAGUUUGUAAUAAGAAAUUCGGCGAAGGUGGCAAACUUCGUUUGCACCUUCGAAUCCACACAGGAGAAAAGUCAUUAGAGUGUUCAGUUUGCAAAAAGAAGUUUCGAUUUGAUAGUACCUUACGUGUGCACCUUCGCACCCAUACAGGAGAAAAGCAGUUUAAGUGCUCCGUUUGUGAAAAGAAGUUUACGAAAAGUAGUCACCUCCGUUCUCACCUUGGCACCCAUACAGAAGGAGAACGUCUUGGAUGCUCGAUUUGCAAUAAGAUGUUCAGUAACGGAAAUACUCUUCGUGCCCACCUGCUUCGUUCCCACACAAUAAAAAAGCAAGCUGAGUGUUUAGUUUGUAACAAGAAGUUUUCUGCUGAUAACCUGCGUGUGCACCUUCGAACCCAUACAGGAGAAAAACCUUAUGAGUGUACAAUUUGUAAAAAAAGGUAUAGCAACAUUCGUUUGCACCUCCGCACCCACAAUGGGGAAAAGCCAUUCAAGUGCUCUGUUUGUAAUAAGUCGUUUAGAGAAGCUGGUAAACUUCGCUUGCACCUACGGACCCAUACAGGCGAAAAACCUUUUGAGUGCUCAGUUUGUAGGAAGAAGUUUAACCAAGGUAGUCACCUUCGUAGGCACCUUCGCACCCAUACUGGAGAGGAACCAUUCGAGUGCUCAGUUUGUUUUAAGAAGUUCAGUGAAAGUGGAAGCCUUCGUUCGCACCUUCGUACCCAUACAGGAGAAAAACCAUUCGAGUGCUCAAUUUGUAAUAAGAAAUUCGGUGAAGCUGGUAAACUUCGUUUGCACCUUCGAACCCAUACAGGUGAAAAGCCGUUUGAAUGCUUAGUUUGUGAAAAGAAGUUUAGUAUUCAUGGUAACCUUCGUGUGCACCUACGGACCCAUACAGGAGAAAAACCGUUUGAGUGCUCAGUUUGUAAAAAAAAGUUUCGUACAAGUGGUAACCUUCAUGUGCACCUUCGGACCCAUACAGGAAAAAAGCCAUUCGAGUGCUCAGUUUGUAAUCAAAGUUGUCGCCAUGAUAAUGGAUUACGAAAUCACAUUCUUACCCAUACAGGAGAAAAACCACACGAGUGCUCAGUUUGUUAUAAGAAGUUCAGUCGAAGUGGAAACCUUCGUUUUCACCUUCGCACCCAUACAGGAGAAAAGCCAUUCAAGUGCACAGUUUGUUACAUGAAGUUUAGCCAAGGUGGUCACCUUCUUUUGCACCUUCGGACUCAUAUAGGAUAAAAGCCGUUUGAGUGCUCAUUUUGUAGAGAAACCUCGAGAGAAACUGAGUUUUGAUUGUAACCUGCGUGUGCCUUCAGAACCAAUGCCCAAGGAGAACAAGCAGGUCAAGG
Thrips palmi is the source of this 2385-nucleotide messenger RNA. RefSeq names its product zinc finger protein 26-like. Gene Ontology annotation, cellular component: nucleus. NCBI's taxonomy places the organism in Eukaryota, Metazoa, Arthropoda, Insecta, Thysanoptera, Thripidae. Gene Ontology annotation, biological process: regulation of transcription by RNA polymerase II. The transcript is spliced from 5 exons. Gene Ontology annotation, molecular function: RNA polymerase II cis-regulatory region sequence-specific DNA binding; DNA-binding transcription activator activity, RNA polymerase II-specific. The record is from RefSeq and is a predicted model, not a curated record. Bases 683 to 2275 code for a protein of 530 amino acids.